Messenger RNA from Cottoperca gobio, 3620 nucleotides. RefSeq names its product CDK5 regulatory subunit associated protein 1 (gene cdk5rap1). NCBI's taxonomy places the organism in Eukaryota, Metazoa, Chordata, Actinopteri, Perciformes, Bovichtidae. The record is from RefSeq and is a predicted model, not a curated record. The transcript has 13 exons. Gene Ontology annotation, cellular component: mitochondrion; cytosol. Gene Ontology annotation, biological process: negative regulation of cyclin-dependent protein serine/threonine kinase activity; tRNA modification. The coding region runs from base 35 to 1831 and encodes 598 amino acids. Gene Ontology annotation, molecular function: tRNA-2-methylthio-N(6)-dimethylallyladenosine(37) synthase activity; 4 iron, 4 sulfur cluster binding.
AGUAGCUCGUGUAGCUAACGUUAGCCAACUAAGCAUGGAAUACCUCAGAAAACCCAUGUUUACCAUUCUCAAACCCUGGAUGCCCCUCAGGUGUAUUCAACCCAGAUAUUGUUCUAAAUUAGCGAAUACUAGUGUGACUUCAAAAGAGAGGAAGACAACUGUAGAUACGUUCAAAAGUCAGAUAUCCUCUGGUCCAAGUUUUCAGGAUUUUAUCAAAGGAGUUUCAGGGAAUAAGACUUUUGCUGCAGAUGAAGAUUACUCUGACCAACAUAGUUAUCUUUCUGAGGACUUGGUGAUGGGGAACUCAAGGAAAGUGUAUUUUGAAACCUAUGGUUGUCAAAUGAAUGUAAACGACACAGAGAUAGCCUGGUCCAUACUACAGAGGAAGGGAUACCUACGCACAUCUGACUUAAAUGAGGCAGACGUCGUUCUUCUGGUAACAUGUUCCAUAAGAGAAAAAGCUGAACAAACUAUUUGGAACAGACUAAAACAACUAACAGCUAUGAAGAAGAGACGGGUAAAGUCUUGCACUCCAAUGAAAAUUGGGAUUUUAGGGUGCAUGGCAGAGAGGCUAAAGACAGAGCUUUUGGAGCGGGAGAAGCUUGUAGACGUUCUUGCUGGUCCAGACGCCUACCGGGACCUUCCCCGACUCUUGACUGUAGCUGAUGGAGGUCAUCAGGCAAGCAACGUGCUGCUGUCGUUAGAGGAGACCUACGCUGACAUCAUGCCCGUGCACCACGCUCCUCAUGGAUACAGUGCUUUUGUGUCCAUCAUGCGAGGCUGUGACAACAUGUGCAGUUACUGCAUCGUUCCUUUCACCCGAGGGAGAGAGAGGAGUCGCCCUGUCAGCUCCAUACUUGAGGAAGUUCGUAUGCUCUCUGACCAGGGUGUAAAGGAGGUGACUUUGCUGGGUCAGAAUGUGAACAGCUACAGAGACACGUCAGAAGAACAGUUCUGUGGCUCAGACCUGACCAGGCUCAGCCAGGGCUUUCAGACCGUCUACAGAACCAAACAGGGAGGACUGCGCUUCUCCCACCUGCUGGAGCGAGUGUCAUGCAUCGAUCCUGACAUGAGGAUCAGAUUCACCUCCCCUCAUCCAAAGGAUUUUCCAGAUGAGGUUCUGCAUCUGAUUGCUGAGCGAAGGAACAUUUGUAAUCAGAUCCACCUUCCAGCCCAGAGUGGCAGCAGCAAGGUCCUCAAAGCAAUGCGUCGUGGCUACACUAGAGAGGCCUACCUUGAUCUUGUGAAGAAUGUCAAGAGAAUUGUCCCAGAGGUGAGUCUCAGCAGUGACUUCAUCUCAGGCUUCUGUGGUGAGACCGAGGAGGACCACCGGCAGACUCUGUCUCUGAUCAGAGAGGUGGGCUACAAUGUGGGGUUCCUGUUUGCCUACAGUAUGAGGAAGAAAACGCACGCCUUCCAUCGGCUAGAAGACGACGUGCCAGCUGAGGUGAAGCAGCAGAGGCUGGCAGAGUGUAUCAGUGUAUUCAGAGAGGAAGCUGCGAGGGUCAACGGCGCUCUCGUUGGCAGCACACAACUUGUCCUGGUGGAGGGAGAAAGUAAAAGAUCUGCCAAGGAUCUGUGUGGGAGAACUGAUGGCAAUACCAAAGUCAUUUUCCCCAAAGAGGAUGUUGCCAUUCAGCCUGCGGAGUCCACCAGUGCGUCGGUCAAUGCUGGAGACUAUGUGCUGGUGAAGAUAUUGUCGGCCAACUCCCAGAGCCUGAGAGGCCGAGCCCUCACUCACAGCUCCCUGAGAGGCACAGUGAAGCCCUACGAGACUCUGCCGGCGUACCGGCCUGAUGUACUUGUGGCCUCAGACACGACCAUGAUUUAAACACACUCUCGAUGGACACAGGUGACACCACAGGAAACAAACUGUUUGUUUGGGGGAAAGAGCACACUGCCUGCUUUUCCUGAAUGACUUUAAAGACACAUGGAAGCUGUUUUUACUGGACUUGUGAUCAUAUUCCAGUCACAUGGGACUGCUGUGAUGAGCUAUGAAAACUGCAAUAUGUUAUUAAUACAGUCAGAACUAAGAAUGUGUAUGUACAUAUUGAACUGCUUGAACUGUCUUCGCUCCAAUGUAAUGGAGCUAGAUUUACAUUUAAGAAACUCAACAGUAAAGUCUCCUUCCAGAAAUCAUGACCUAAUUACUUAAAAUAAUCCACAGACUUUGUUGUGAUCAGUUUGAUGUAGGAACUAUUUUCUUUACUGAACUACACCCGCCAAUGAGUGAGCAUGAGCCUCUCGUCUGUGAGUGGAUGCACACAUCCUUCUGCGCGGUGAUACGCUUGGCGUGUGUCGUUCGAAAAAAAAUACUUCCGACAUGAAACUGCUCACUGCUGUGGAUUAUCUAUAAUAACCGGGUCAUGAUUUCUGGAAAGAGACUUUGCUGUUAUAUUUUUGGCACUUUGAGCACCGCAAGCCAAGUGCCACCUACAGUAGUUCCAUUACAUUGUGAGAAGGCAGACAUCUCUACGGCUGAUAUGUGAACACUCGGCAACUCACUUCAAAACAACCAAGAUUGUGAACUGUCCCUUUAAGAUGCUGUAACGGGUUUGGAUGAUGUAAGUUAUAACGUUUGUUUAAUACAUGAUUGAUAUAAAAAUUCUCUCCAAUAGGCUGUAAAAAUGUCAUGCAUCAGCACAUUUGUAGAAUCGCUCUGUGAGCUACAAAGUCUGAAACUUUGAGAAAUAUUAUUUAAGUCAGCAGCUUGUUAUUUCAAAGAUGGUGAUCGUGGUGACAAUAGUGAGCCCUGUCCUGCAAACUGUCCUGUGGCGACACGAUAUCAGUGACCCUGUUGGAAAGGUUCACUGCCAUCUACAUUUUAUAUGUGGAAAAGCUGCUCUGAGUUCACAUUUAACAGAAAGACAAACGGAGUAUAAAGGUCUGGAAUAUGAUUAAGAAACCUGAGGUGAAAUCAAAAUUCUCAGGCUCGUAGGAGAAGUGAUAUUUCUACUUCAUUCAGUUUUUUCUUUUCUCUGCAGAAAUGAAUCCUGGGAGUUUCCAGAAAUGCCGUUCAAGCCGUAAACUGAAGAUCAGUCCCAAUCAGCAUGUAGUCCUAGUGAACAAAAAAAGUGUAGCAACAGCAGUUAAGAACAGCUUCGAAAUGAAGAAUUCUGUAGAUAAACUAGAUAUUUAAGAUGUUUUCUUCCAUGUUAUUGGCCCUCAUUAAAAUCCCUGUCAUUUAAUAACUGCAGUUUUAUAGAAACAAUCCAGUCUGACCUUCAGGACGUGCAGCUGAGUGUUCACGAGCGUCAUCUUUCCAAGUGUAGGAAGUGGGUAUCCCUUUGCAAGUUGAACUAUGAAGAAAAAUUUAUACAUUUAGAUGAACUAGUCACAAAUAUGGAAUUUAGCAAAUAUUUGGUUAAAUAAAAAGUUAAAAAGUGCAACCAAGUUUUCCCUUCUGUCUUUUAUGGAAGCCCAUAGGGGACUUUAUUAAAAUGAUAAUGUAAACUUGAAAAUGAAAAUUUUAUUCCACUAUAGCAUUAAAAUGUUCCCUUAAAUGUAAUGAAUAUUUAUUAUAUUAUUAUUUGAAUAUAAUUAUUAUUUGUGAAAGUAUUAUGGACAUUAUGAACAGUGGACGAUAUUCAAAUGCAAUAAUAAAAACAGCCUCCCCAGUC